UGGCUCUGCUCCUUUCAGACACAGGCCAGCCAAGACUGAACCCCCACUCUCCUUUCACCAGCAGCACCAAGGACCAGCCACCCGGCCCUGCCCGAACCCUCCACCCUCCUGCAGCCUUCACCAUGGCUGAGAUCAACCACAAUCAGGAGCAGAAGUUCCGGAGAGACAGCCACACCAAGGAGAUAGACCUUAUCAACAGAGACCCACAAAAGAUCAAUGAGGACAUAGUGAAGGUAGACUUUGAGGAUGUGAUCGCCGAGCCAGAUGGCACCCACAGUGUGGACGGGGUGUGGAAGGCCAGCUACACCACCUUCACCGUCACUAAAUACUGGUGCUACCGCAUCCUGUCGGCCAUUUUGGGCAUCCCUGUGGCUCUACUCUGGGGAUUCCUGUUCGCAUGCCUGUCCUUCUGCCAUAUAUGGGCCGUCAUGCCCUGUGUCAAGAGCUGUCUGAUCGAGUCCCAGUGUUUCAGCCGUAUCUACUCGCUAGCUGUGCACACCUUCUGUGAUCCUCUGUUUCAAGCUCUGGGGAAGGUCUUCAGCAAUGUCAGGGUGGUCUUAAGCAAAGAGGUGUAAGACUGCCCCGUGGCACACUGUAGCUGUAGCAGGAUUGGUCCUAACCUGGGUCUGACCUUCUGGAAAUAUCAACGCUUCACUAAACAAACACUGAUGACAAGAGAAACAUUUGUGUAUUCUGUGGUUGAAGCUUGGUAACAAAUUGCCUUAGAGCAAAACCUGCAGUCAACAAGACCUUACUCGGUAACGUGUCUUGUUUGUUUUUACUGCAUUUAUUAAAUGUCUAUUGAUAGUUAUGCCAUUCCGGACACUUUGUUUUCUACUCCUGACGGUCACAAAAUAAAUGGAUUUUGUAAUG
Molecule: messenger RNA, 873 nt
Organism: Osmerus eperlanus (European smelt)
Lineage: Eukaryota; Metazoa; Chordata; Actinopteri; Osmeriformes; Osmeridae
Product: caveolin-3-like
Exons: 2
Coding region: 123-575 (150 amino acids)
Biological process (GO): regulation of membrane potential; regulation of cytosolic calcium ion concentration; caveola assembly
Cellular component (GO): focal adhesion; caveola; sarcolemma
Molecular function (GO): transmembrane transporter binding; molecular adaptor activity; connexin binding
Source: RefSeq, a predicted model, not a curated record